Messenger RNA from Nannospalax galili (Upper Galilee mountains blind mole rat), 1383 nucleotides. RefSeq names its product putative PRAME family member 26. The transcript has 4 exons. NCBI's taxonomy places the organism in Eukaryota, Metazoa, Chordata, Mammalia, Rodentia, Spalacidae. Gene Ontology annotation, molecular function: nucleic acid binding. The coding region runs from base 1 to 1383 and encodes 460 amino acids. The record is from RefSeq and is a predicted model, not a curated record. Gene Ontology annotation, cellular component: cytoplasm.
AUGACCACGGCUGCUCUCAACCCAGCAAGCCUGUUGCUGAAUGACGACCCAGAGCAACUCCUACAAAACUGUACAGAGGUCACUGACCUGAUCAAAUCCACCAGACCAGACCUGACUGACAUCCCACUCUCAGAGACCAAUGAGGUACUGUACAUCGAUGGAAGCAGCUUCAUCCAGGAUGGAACCACUUAUGCUGUGGCUGCAGUCACCUCAAAGGACAGGACUAUCUGGACCCAGUCCCUCAACCGAGCUACUUCCACCCAGAAGGCUAAACUCACAGCCCUGACUGACCCAAGCGCUCUGAUGGGAGAGUGGAAGCUGCAAGUGCUCAGUCUGCAGAACGGGGAUGAGAACAUCUGGAAGAUGGGGUGUGGACGCAUAGCCCGCGCCUGCUCAGAGCUCCCUGGUGAGGUGCAAAGAAGCUGCCCUGGUUCUGGGAUUCGAACGAGGCCGUUGAAGAUACUGGCAGACCUUUGCAUCACCUUCAAACGUGGAGCUCUUAACGAUUUCCAAGCCUACCUCUUGCACUGGGUAGCGAUGAGAAAACAGGUCGUCCAGCUGUGCUGCAGGAGGCUGCAGAUUUUUUCAGAUUCCAUAUACCAAAUACAGGAGUUUCUGCAUGUUGUGUGCCUUGACAGCAUCGAGGAGCUGGAGAUGAACAGUUUUUUUCAUCUAGGCACCAUGAAAGUGUUUGCUUCUUACCUGGCCAGGAUGAGCAACCUUCAGAAGUUUUCCUUUGAUGGUAUGAGUCCGGAUACAUACACUUCUGUAAGGCAAAGUAAGUGGUAUUCCCAUAUGUAUGCAGUCCAUUUACAAAAGCUGGACAAUCUGCAGGAGAUUUAUAUAAAUGACGUCUUCUUCCUUAAAGGACAACUGCACAACAUCCUCAGGAGUCACACUCCCUUAAAGACCCUCUCCUUGAAGUCCAGUCCACUUUUGGAAUCAGACUUGAAGCAUCUUUCUGAGUGUCCAAGCACAGGUCAGCUGAAGCACCUGACUCUGAGCAACAUCGACAUGGCGGACUUCAGUCCGCAGCCCCUCCGAGCUCUGCUAGAGAAGGUGGCAGGGACACUUGAGACCCUGGUCUUAGACCAAUGCUUUAUCAAUGAUUCCCACAUCAGUUGCAUCCUGCCUGCCCUCGAUGCCUCCUCCCAUCUCACUACACUCAGUUCCUAUGGGAACCACAUGUCCAUAUCUGUUCUGGAGAAACUGAUGGGUUGUACUGACAAGCUGAGCUUUAACUUAAAGCAAGUGUUGUGUCCUGUGCCUUCGAGUUUUGAGGAAGGAUGCUGGCUUGAGUUUAAUGAAAUGAAAUUUUUACAGGUCUCUGCUAAGUUCAGGCAGUUAGUGAUGGACCUAAAGAUAAAACAUAAGGUUCGGUAA